This is a messenger RNA of Aaosphaeria arxii CBS 175.79, 896 nucleotides long. RefSeq lists its product as uncharacterized. The transcript has a single exon. The coding region runs from base 87 to 590 and encodes 167 amino acids. NCBI's taxonomy places the organism in Eukaryota, Fungi, Ascomycota, Dothideomycetes, Pleosporales. The record is from RefSeq and is a predicted model, not a curated record.
CUGUAGUCUACUAGAAUAGUACUAGUAUUUCUUGUUCGGGAUAAUAAACAUGCUUAGCUCGUUGCCCGUAUGUUGGUUAAGACUACAUGGUCCAUUGUUUCAAGGUGAAGUGCAGCAAGAAGCGAGUCACAGAACAUCCUCCUAUUCUUUCUAUCAAUUGCAACUCAUACAUUCCCUUGUUGGGAAGAGGUAUUAUCAUCUCCAUGGCGACUACUAUUAGAAAGACCAACUCUCUUCCCGCGAGGCUUCCCAUCUCCAUCUCACCAAACCGGAGACCGAACGAUCCCAAGAAGGAUGCAGGGUCCACUUCCAACCCCGCACUCGUCUUCCUCACGAACCUCCCAGCGUUGCGCGAUAGGAAACCGUCACAAGCCACUCUUGUCACCUUCGACUUCACUACUCGUAGAUCUCGAUGCUCCACACCCAUGUGUUGCUCUUGUUGGCAGUCGUUGAGAAUCGCCCCGCCUGCCGAUCACCCUACAAGAAGGGAAAGAGGAGACACACUCACCCACCACCCGAACAGCCCGACAAAGUUAAGGCUAGGGUGUGGUGUCGUGUUACUUGUUGGUAACGUAAGGACCCUUGAAUAAUAAAAAAAGCCCGAAGCGAUGACAUAGAUGGGCACCUCCGACGUCAUCCAAUCAUGGGCUCCUUGGCCAACGUCGCACGUCGCGGAGAAUGCCAACCACGCAUCAUUACUUAUCAGCAUCGUCAUUGUAUCGUCUUUGAACCCCGUCAUGUGCAGAUCACCCAUCGAGCGCGAGCCCAAUCUCGUCGUCCGAUCGAUAGUUCAUACAUUCCGGCCACCAGUCAGCAUCGUGAUGGGUAAAAUAUUCGUAGAUGUGCAGGAGUAGGUGAUGCAGCGAGAUGUGAAUUAAUUGCGCCGUCUAAAAGUU